CACGCCCGCGCCUCUAGCGUAGCUGGCUAGGCCCCCGGAAGUAGUGUGUCCCAGGGCACUUCAGGGCGGAAGCUGUGUACGGCGGGAGGCGGUGGCACUGCCCGGGAGGAGACGCUGCUGAUGUUGCUAGACGACGCGCACGCGAACUAGUCCUCGUCACUUCCGCAGUCUGCUGUCUGCCCACUCCCCAGGCCGGAACCCAGGACCCCGGAGUAGAGGUGGGCGCAGAGUCGUCCUCCGAGGUGCAGGACAGCAGGUAACCCAGCAGUUGGAAUCGGGGCCACGUCACCUGCGGGGAAGAACUCGAGCCGAAACGGGAAGAUGGCUGCGGACAAGGCUGCAGAUCAGGGAACAGAGAAACAUGAAGGGACAGGUCAGUCCUCUGGGCUCACCGAUCAGGAAAAGGAGUUGUCAAGCAGUGCUUUUCAAGCUUUCUCAGCUGGAAAUUAUGAUACCUGCCUGCAACACCUUACCUGCCUACAAGACAUAAACAAAGAUGACUAUAAAAUAAUUUUGAAUACAGCAGUAGCUGAGUUUUUUAAAAGUAACCAAACAACAACAGAUAAUUUGAGACAAACACUUAUCCAGCUGAAGAAUCAGGUCCACUCAGCUGUUGAAGAAAUGGAUGGAUUAGAUGAUGUUGAAAACAGCAUGUUGUAUUAUAAUCAGGCAGUCAUUCUUUAUCAUCUUCGGCAGUAUACAGAAGCAAUAUCAGUUGGGGAGAAACUUUAUCAGUUCAUAGAACCUUUUGAAGAAAAAUUUGCCCAAGCUGUGUGCUUUCUGCUUGUAGAUCUAUAUAUAUUAACCUAUCAAGCUGAGAAAGCUUUACAUCUCCUUGCUGUCCUAGAAAAAAUGAUUUCACAGGGAAACAAUAAUAAAAAUGGAAAGAAUGAGACUGGUAAUAACACCAACAAAGACGGAUCUAAUCAUAAAGCUGAGAAUGGAGCUCUAAUAGAAGCUGCAAAAUCAAAGAUACAUCAGUAUAAAGUAAGAGCUUAUAUCCAAAUGAAGUCCCUGAAAGCAUGCAAAAGGGAAAUUAAGUCAGUCAUGAACACAACUGGAAAUUCUGCACCUUCUCUGUUUCUUAAAAGUAAUUUUGAGUACUUAAGAGGCAAUUAUCGAAAAGCUGUGAAGCUACUAAAUAGUUCAAACAUUGCUGAACAUCCAGGAUUCAUGAAAACAGGUGAAUGUUUGAGGUGCAUGUUCUGGAAUAAUCUUGGUUGCAUCCAUUUUGCCAUGAGCAAGCACAAUUUGGGGAUUUUCUACUUUAAAAAAGCUCUGCAGGAAAAUGACAAUGUCUGUGCACAGCUCAGUGCAGGCAGCACAGAUCCAAGCAAAAAAUUUUCAGGAAGACCUAUGUGUACAUUACUAACCAACAAGAGGUAUGAGUUACUAUACAACUGUGGAAUUCAACUUCUUCACAUUGGAAGGCCUCUCGCUGCCUUCGAGUGUCUAAUUGAAGCCGUUCAGGUUUAUCACGCAAAUCCUCGCCUCUGGCUACGACUAGCUGAAUGCUGUAUUGCUGCCAAUAAGGGGACUUCUGAACAAGAAACUAAAGGUCUUCCAAGCAAAAAAGGAAUUGUACAGUCUAUUGUUGGUCAAGGCUAUCAUCGUAAAAUAGUUCUGGCAUCACAGUCCAUACAGAAUACUGUAUAUAAUGAUGGCCAGUCGUCAGCCAUUCCUGUAGCCAGUAUGGAGUUUGCAGCCAUUUGUCUCAGAAAUGCCUUGUUGCUAUUACCCGAAGAACAACAAGAUCCGAAGCAGGAAAAUGGGUCUAAAAAUAGUAAUCAAUUAGGUGGGAACACGGAAAGCAGUGAAAGCAGUGAAACUUGCAGCAGUAAAAGCCAUGAUGGAGAUAAGUUUAUUCCAGCUCCACCUUCUUCUCCAUUGAGAAAACAGGAAUUAGAAAACUUAAAGUGCUCGAUACUUGCCUGCAGUGCUUAUGUGGCUCUGGCUUUGGGUGAUAACCUCAUGGCUUUGAAUCAUGCAGAUAAACUUCUUCAGCAGCCGAAGCUGUCAGGAUCUCUUAAGUUUCUGGGCCAUUUAUAUGCUGCAGAAGCCCUCAUCUCUCUGGACAGAAUAUCUGAUGCUAUUACUCACUUGAACCCAGAGAAUGUCACUGAUGUCUCCUUAGGGAUCUCUUCAAAUGAGCAGGACCAAGGAUCAGACAAAGGUGAAAAUGAAGCAAUGGAAUCCUCUGGGAAGCGGGCCCCUCAGUGCUACCCAAGUUCUGUCAGCUCCGCCAGGACUGUGAUGCUGUUCAACCUCGGCAGCGCCUACUGCCUGCGAAGCGAGUAUGACAAAGCCCGCAAGUGUCUCCACCAGGCGGCCUCGAUGAUCCACCCUAAAGAGGUGCCCCCUGAGGCCAUCUUGUUGGCAGUGUACCUUGAACUGCAGAAUGGUAAUACCCAGCUGGCCUUACAGAUCAUCAAAAGGAAUCAGCUACUCCCUGCAGUGAAAACACUCUCAGAGAUGAGAAAGAAGCCAGUGUUUCAACCUGUCCACCCGAUCCAGCCCAUCCAAAUGCCAGCUUUCACUACUGUGCAGAGAAAGUGAUAUUUUGCUCUUGGAAAACUGUUACCUGAGAUCCAGGGGAGUUUUUAUUGGCCUUUAUAGUUUCAUCACAGCAAAAUGAAUAAAAGACAGAUGGUGAAGGGUGCUAGUUCUGAAGACAUAAUUUUGUGAUAAUUCUACCCCUGAGUUUUUGCCAGAAAUUUACUAAAAAUUAAGGAUUCAUAAACUCAGUUUCACUCGUUUUUCUUUAACCCUUACCAGACUAUUAAUUUUGAGCCAUUGUGUGAUAUAUCUGUGUCACAGGCGAUUAAAACAUGAUCUUAUGAGAA
This is a messenger RNA of Orycteropus afer afer, 2843 nucleotides long. NCBI's taxonomy places the organism in Eukaryota, Metazoa, Chordata, Mammalia, Tubulidentata, Orycteropodidae. The record is from RefSeq and is a predicted model, not a curated record.